CUGUUCUCUGUGUUGGCAGGUGAAGGGCGGAUGCCCGAGGCAGGGGGGCCGCAGGGAGCACCCGUGGCAGCGGCACUGGCGGCAGGCCUUCCAGCCGCACUUAGCAGCAUCGCCACAGCAACCGGGGACCAGACGGCCGCAGCCUAGGCAGAGGCGAGUGGGCAGAGGCGAGUGGACGGCUUCCCAUCAUCGGGAGGACGGGGAAUGACUGCCACGAAUCAGGCCUGGCCGCAGCCCGGGGAGGGGGUGUGUCACUAGAGGGCGGGCUCGGCCACCCCCUGCAGCAGGAGCGCCAUGCUGGCUGCAGAAGAGGCGCUGGGGCAGGGGCUGCAGUGGGGCCCGACCUUGCCCCACCACCCGCACUGAGUGCAAAAGGGCAGCCGGGCUCCCUCUGCCAGACUCGCCGCCCGCGAGUCUCAGCAUCCCUACUCUGUCAGGGCAGAGGGAGAGGUGCCCGUCCGUGCUCCCGCCUGGGCCUGCCGCUGCCAGACCAUGGGAUGUCGGCAAAGCUCGGAGGAGAAAGAGGCAGCGCGGCGGUCCCGGCGAAUUGACCGCCACCUGCGCUCAGAGAGCCAGCGGCAGCGCCGAGAAAUCAAGCUGCUCCUGCUGGGCACCAGCAACUCGGGCAAGAGCACCAUUGUGAAGCAGAUGAAGAUCAUCCACAGCGGUGGCUUCAACCUGGAGGCCUGCAAGGAGUACAAGCCACUCAUCAUCUACAACGCCAUCGACUCGCUGACCCGCAUCAUCCGAGCCCUGGCUGCCCUCAAGAUUGACUUCCACAACCCUGACCGCGCUUAUGAUGCUGUGCAGCUCUUCGCGCUGACCGGCCCCGCCGAGAGCAAGGGCGAGAUCACGCCCGAGCUACUGGGUGUCAUGCGGCGGCUGUGGGCUGAUCCUGGGGCUCAGGCCUGCUUCGGCCGCUCCAGUGAGUACCACCUGGAGGACAAUGCUGCCUACUAUCUGAACGACCUGGAACGCAUCGCUGCGCCCGACUACAUCCCCACCGUCGAGGACAUCCUGCGCUCCCGGGACAUGACCACGGGCAUCGUGGAGAACAAGUUCACCUUCAAGGAGCUCACCUUCAAGAUGGUGGACGUGGGUGGACAGAGGUCAGAGCGCAAAAAGUGGAUCCACUGCUUCGAGGGUGUCACGGCCAUCAUCUUCUGCGUGGAGCUUAGCGGCUACGACCUGAAGCUCUACGAGGACAACCAGACGCCUCCCAAGGCCCCACUGGCUCUAUCUAGAGUUUCUGGGGAGAUAAGAAAAACAGCUAAAGGAAGGGGCCCUGGGCAUCUGAGGGGACACCUAGGUUGGAGCAAAAGGUGCCCCUACUCCUGCACGUGGUCCGGACUGAACCAGUGUCCUCAGACCCAGAAGACAAGCUCAGACUGGCCCAGGAGCCUGGGAGGCUGGGCUGCAGCUCACCCCCAUCUUGUCUUCAUCACCCCCUGCUUGGCAUCUCCACUCAUGCACUUUCUCUAAUUUUAUUAAUAAAACUACAGUCAGCCAGAGACGCUGUGAAAGGAAAAUGAAAACCUCAGGUCCUGAGGUUCCUGGCGACACCAGCCCCAGGCCACACCCUGCACACCUCUUCUGCCCUUCGUUACCCUGGAAAGGCUGAGGGCACCUUGAUCCCCAGGCCAGCGUGGCCCGUAAGGCUGCACAGCCUCCCUUCAGCAGGGACAGGUGGAGCAGGGGAGUCUGUGACCUGCUCAAUAUUCCCCCAAAGCCAUAGCCUCUGGCUCCUGAGUCCCAGGCUCCAGGAAACUGGGUCUGGAGCUAAUUACCAUCUUCUAAGGAAACAAAACACUCUGGAACAGCUGACCAAGGCAACCUGUGGUUCUUGGGCAGUUUCCCGCCACUAAAGGGGGACAUCAGUGUCAUGGCCUCUAGUUCAGUGCCCUCUGCACUCCCAAGUACGCAGUCCCCUCUGGCUCUUCUCAGCCUCAUCUGCCGGAGGACAGGGCCUCUGGGGGUGAGGGGGAACAGCUUCUGGCCAGACAUGGCCCUUGGCCCUGCACAGCCUCAGCUUGGACGAGCUACUCUGGUCUCGGCUUCCUCAUCUAUAAAGUGGGAUGGGCCCUCAGCUCAAGGACAAAAGGACAUAGUCGCAACAAUACCAGAUAUUACCUGUGUCUGUGCAAGGCGCCCACAGCACCCAGAACUGUGGGGCUCAUGCUCUGAUAAAGGAGAGUGCUGAGCGUUAGAGCAUAGGCCCUUGGGGGCUGGGCGGGUCAGCGACCCUCUCCUGGGUCCCCACGGCCUGGUUCAGGUGGCUGGGAAGCCUGUAUGGGAACAGGAGUGCCCUCCUGCCAUUUCGUUUUCCUCUCACAGGAGACAGCCACGGGGUCUCCUGGACAAGCAAAUGGGCUGAGCCCAAGUACAGCAUGGGCCGCCCACCCACUCAAGGCCAGCCCACCACAGAACAGGCUGGGGCCAUGUGUGGCCCAAGCUGAUCCCAUUUCCCCAGUGUGGGCAGAAGGAAAGGCCCAUCCCCUCCUCAGCCUGUCCCUAGUGCCUCUGUCACCCUAUAAGACCUCCGUGGAGCCCACUGGCAUCUGUCUUACUCCCUAACCCCCAGUACUGCACCAGCCUCCUGAGGCCAGACUGCAAGUGCCCUUCAGGACAUGGCAUCACAGAGGCCAGAGGCCCCACUGAAUCAGAAUGGGAUGUUGCUGGUCAGGCCUAUCAUGCUCUCUUCUGAUGUCCAGACCUAGUGGGCUGGCCUUUUAUAGCCUUUUAUAGCCCCUUUUAUAGACCAGGGACCUGGCAUAGGAGUCUCAGAGCAAAGAUGCUGGCACACUGCCAGGCCUGGCACAAGAUGUUUCUACUAGGGGCAUCCCAGCCCCCAGCUGCAGUGGUACCUGGGUAGAUCUUUUCUGGACAGCAAAGAGCCCUUGGGGACCAGAGACCUAGCUGUCCUCCAGAGCUACAGGGGGCAUGGAUCAAGACACUAUGUGUGAUCCCAGGCUGGACUCAGAGAAAUCGAGACUAUGACCUACUGACUGGUCUGGCCUUUGGCACACCCUCCCCCCAAACCUUAUCCCUGCUCCCACCCAAUGCUCUGUCUGCAGGCACAGCUUCUGUGGCUCUGGCCCCUCUCCUAAGCUGUACAACCCAUUACCCCUAGUGAACACACAGGCGCAAGACCCAGAAAUGGCCCACCCAGCCUGUCUUACCACUCCGCCUUGCCUCAUCUGAGAGGCUCGGGUAGUGCCAGCCAGAGUGUGCACUGGGAGAGCACUGUCAACUGCUGAGAACCUAGCUGGACAUGGGUGUGUCAACGACAGUAACGUCCUGCACAAGCUACAUUCUUUCAUGUUUUAUUUUUCACAUUUCUGCUCACAACCUACUACUUAGAUUUUAUAGCCCACCCGUAGACUGCAGCGUAAAUUGUGGUCUUGAGUCCGAUCGUUGAUCACCAUCCAGAAAGUUUCAUCUCAGAGAGUGCUCAGAGGUGAGCCAGGCCCUUGGUUCUCGGUCUGGGCAGUCCCUGUGACUGAUGGGGGCUGGGAAGUGGCUGUGCUGUGUACACAUCAGCCUCUUGGCUACUGUUUACACAUUUUGUGACCAGGUCAUAAGCCAGGGACGGAGAAGUCAUUUUCUUUCCUAGAACAGCUGCUUAGGACCAUCAGGAAGACCUUGUCCUGGUGCUCCGAUCCCUCAUGAACUUCUGCCAGCUCCUCUAAAGGACCCGUUCUCAGCCCUAGUGGCCUGCCUGGCACCCGCCGGCCCACCACAUCCUGGGCACGAUAAAGUCAUCAGUCGCUGCCUCAGGCACAUGCAGUGUUGGGCCCUGGGCCAGGAGCAGCCGUUCCCAGGCUUAAGGCCUCUGUCGUGGCAAUGUCUGGGAGCCAUGGAGGGUCCCAGGGACCUGCACAUUUCCCAGAUCUCGUCCCAGUUGUGUGGCUGCACCAACGCACCCGUGGGCAUCCUUCCCGGGAGAGGCUCUGUUCCUUCGAUCAAAUUCUCAGUGGAGCCAAGACUCCGGAAGGGUGCACUUGCCCGGCACCCCCACUUCCUGCAGAGGGAGAAGCCAGGGCUAGGACAGUGAUGACCCAAAUAUUUUUUUUAAGGAUGAGCAUUUCUGAAAUCCCUCUUGUUAGCCACAGGCAGAGGGUCCCCACUGAGAUGUCUAACCCCGCCCCCAACCUUUCAUGUCCCUGCAGGAACUGGCCCUAGCCUACUGCCAGUGGUUUUAUCAGCUUUUGCUUAGAGGUGUGGCCGGGGGACGGGGGUGGCCAGGAGUGCAGGAGUGCAUGCCUUGCUGCGUAGUGUCAGACAAGAGUGUUAGGCUAGGGGGUUCGGGGGCGGGGGUUCUCUGGCGCUGAAACGGGAGGGGCUUCUUGCACUCUGGUUUCCUCUCGGUAACAGUGGCAGCCUCUAAGCCCCAGGCCAGGUCUUCAUCUGUGCUGGCAGCUUUUAGUCUGCCCGCAUCUGCCUCCUGCUGUUUGCUAAUUUCUCAUCAGUGACUGACAGCAGGGGGACUUGGAUCAAGCCAGCAAGAUUUAACACAAAAACAAAUAGAAAAGGGUUCUCAUUUCAUUUGAAGCAAAAAUGGACCGGGGCUUUAGAAAAGGCAUUCUUCCCUGAAAGACAGGGGGUGAGGUGUGCUGAAGCUAGAGCAGGCCAGGGGCCUGCUGGGUGGCCAGGGGUCACUUCCCUCUCUGGGCCUGGGUGUGAAAUUGAUCAGUACAUGGAAGCUCCAGACCCUUUGAGAGCAAAUGCUCUGAAAAGUGUUGCCCUGGCAAUUUGCUGCCCCAGAAAUGGGAGUCUUUGAGCCCACCUGAGUCACCCCCUCAAGUUGUAGAAGGCCCACCACUUAUGUCACAGCCCGGGGCUCUGACCAACACUCGUGGGGGCAGGAGUGAGGAGUGGCCUUUUCUGGCUCUAAGAUCCUGUAAGUUGUUGAUUCUGAGGUUCAGUGAGGACGGAAAGCAAGAAGAGUGAUACGUUUGGGGCGCCAGGCCUGCGCUGGGGAACGGCACGGCCGACGUGCAGGGCUUGGAGCGUGCCAGUGUUGUGGUUGGCCCGCUCCGACCCCCCAGGGGGACAGCGUGGUCAGAUAGGCAAAGCCCCCACCUGGGGAACAAGAACAUGCUGACUGCAGGGCCAUCUCCAGCUCACACUGGGGCCCUGGGUGGGGCCCUGAUCUAGUUUGUGGCCCCAGGGUUGUUGUGUGGCCUACCCGUGUCCAUCUGAGUUGCCUAAGUCCAGGCUGGCCUCUGGGCCCCCUCUUCCCUUGCUCAGCUCCUGAGGAGGUGGGGCCAUCCAUCUAACAGGCCCAGCGUGGGCUCAGCCCAGAGCAGCCGUGUAUUGUGGUUGGCCACAGACUAAAUGGAAGGGUGAGAGCUGGGUUGACCGCACUCGUAUUGUGGCGCUCUGGUUCUCAGGCCUGUGCCGAGCACUGUGGGUGAGGUGGCGGGACCCAGGCCACAGCCCUUUCUCUCGAGGGGCUGAUCUCCAGGUGGGAAAACGAGGGCUGGGCAGUGGAAGAAGGCUGGGCCGCUGGGCACUGUAUUAGGGUCCUGCACACACAACCCGUGAGACCCCCCAACACACAGAUGAGUAAACUCAGGCUCCAAGAACAAGUUGCCCUAGUGGCACAGCUGGUCUGUCACCCACGGGAGAGAGUUGGCUGUCCCCUGCCCAGGGUGCUGUGGGAGCUGGGAGCUGCCACUCUUGCUGUUACUUAGGGGCAUCCUAGCACCCUCCACACUGUACAGUGGAAAAACCAGGCAUCAGCAAACAGGCUGGCCCAGCAAGUGGGGGGAUCGGCAGAGGCGAGGCAGCCUGAGGCCAAACUGCUGCGUGAGGCAGGAAGUAGCCCUCUGCUGUUUCUGGCAGGUUCAAAACACAGGUUUCAGGCUAUUAGGGCCUGAGUUACAGCUUCACCGGCAGCCUGUUAUCUUGUUUAAACAGCCCUUGCUGUUUGAAGUGGCAGGCCCUGGCGGAUGCUGUUACUAUGAGCGUUACAAUUGUCACUGGAUGGGGGAGCAAGGGGACAGGCAAGUGGUGACUCUGACUUCUGGACUCAUUGGAACACACCCCCAUCCCAGAGAAGCCCCAUCUGUCACUGGCCUGAGGCCUGCAGGGCUAAUACUCUAAAAUGAGUUGUUCCGGAGCCUCCUGUCCAUGUUCCCUCCCUGCCCAGGAGUGGAGCAAGAGUCCCCUGGGGUGGGUAGAGGCUGGGAGAAGAGAUGGUGAGGGGAGAAGGGAGGGGCAGUGGCCCUUCUCCAACGCCCCUCUCUCAUCCCUGGGGGAAGGUUGAGGUGCCCAUGGAAACCUGAGGCCCAGGAGUGUCUAAUGGCACGAACUGUGCCACCCCUAGUUGCUAAUCUUUCCUGCCACUCGCUAAUCUCCCUUCUAGCAAGUCCUGUGGCCUCAGGGCUGUCUCUCUGCAGGUGGCAGGCAGCUGCGUGUGGGGGGUGGGGGAGUGGGACAAGCCGAAUGGCACGUCCUUUGCCACAGGGACACAGGAGUAGAGUCAGGUCCUGGGCUUCUGUACACAGAUCUCCCAGGGGUCAGUCACAAGGAGCAAAAAUAGGAAAACAACAUCCCAGGCUGCAUCCACCAGGACAUAGGAUCACAUAGUUUCUAGUCAUUUUAAAGCCAGCAGAGCACCUGCUUAUCCACCUCCUUUCCAGUCAGUGUUGCCAGAUUGAUCCACUGAAUGAUGGAGCUGAAGUGAGAGAGGACACAGGCCACCUGUCAGUGAAAGGCCAGGACAGCGCACGGCCUGCCACGGGGGAGGGAGGUCCAGCCCUGCUGUCCUCCAUGGUCGUCGCCAAAUGUUAGUCAUGGGAGGAGGAGGCCGGGGACGGGGGGGCUGCCCGCGGCCCACACCCCAUCCCUGUCAGACCUCCUGUGGGCCAGACUUGCCCAGGGUAGGUGUACCUGUCCGGGAGGGCGGGCAGAGAGGCACCCAUGCCUCCUCUCACCCCAGCCCCCGCGCACGCGGCUCCCACGCCAAAUGCCUACCACGCACCAUCUGGCCCUGCCUGCCGUAGCCCCGCGUUCGGCAGACCGCCCUGGCGGGGCACUGGAGAGAGCAGUCCCUGCGACAGACAGGCCACCAUGCUCACGGCAGACCAUGAGCAAUGACACGCGGGUCCAAGGGUGCUCAAAGUGUGCAGCAGAUUAACAGACAGGGUUAAGGUUGUGACCUG
Molecule: messenger RNA, 7169 nt
Organism: Pteropus alecto (black flying fox)
Lineage: Eukaryota; Metazoa; Chordata; Mammalia; Chiroptera; Pteropodidae
Gene: GNAZ
Product: G protein subunit alpha z
Exons: 2
Coding region: 493-1482 (329 amino acids)
Biological process (GO): adenylate cyclase-modulating G protein-coupled receptor signaling pathway
Cellular component (GO): heterotrimeric G-protein complex
Molecular function (GO): GTPase activity; GTP binding; G-protein beta/gamma-subunit complex binding
Source: RefSeq, a predicted model, not a curated record